Molecule: messenger RNA, 2722 nt
Organism: Hydractinia symbiolongicarpus
Lineage: Eukaryota; Metazoa; Cnidaria; Hydrozoa; Anthoathecata; Hydractiniidae
Product: cAMP-dependent protein kinase type II regulatory subunit-like
Exons: 11
Coding region: 757-1746 (329 amino acids)
Biological process (GO): regulation of protein phosphorylation
Cellular component (GO): cAMP-dependent protein kinase complex
Molecular function (GO): cAMP-dependent protein kinase regulator activity
Source: RefSeq, a predicted model, not a curated record
UGGCACAGUUAACAAAUAAAGUAUGCUGAAAAUGAUGAUGGUACAAAAGUUUGAUUUUUUGUCACCUAAAUGUCAUUUCAGGCCAAAAUUUAUCUAAAAAUUAAAACUGCUUUAUUUUCGACAAAAAUUGACACAGUUAAUAAAAAAUCAUGCUGAAAAUGAUGGUCACAUCAAAAUUUUGAUUUUUUGUCAACUAAUGCCGUUUAAGACCAUAAACGUUUCAAUCGCAAGACUUUCAACCAUGAAUGAUAGGCUGUAUUUUUGUUAGCAAUUUCUUUUAAAAUGUGAGUUUAAUGGCACGUUUCGUUUUGUUUGCGUUUGUUGUAAGAUAUAAUGUCACUGGUGUGCUUGAUCUUAGAGGUUCAUGCACCAAACCCCUUCGAAUGUUUGGCACAAUAACACAACGAAUUAGCAGGUUUUCAUCAAAUAUUUUGGUAGCGCGCGGAAAUUCUUAGAGCCCCCAGGGCUUCUUGUUUUCUUUGAUAAAAGCCUGGUUUCAUUUUUUCUUCUUCUGACUAUCUGGAUUAACAAAACUGUGUUGGGUAAACAUAACAGUGUGAUGACAUCAUCUCUGGGUUUUACACCCACCCUGCGACUUUUGGAACUUUUUUUUUUUUCUUUUUGAAUUCCUGUAAAGAAAAGUUCCUUUGUUGUUACUUAUAAGUCUCUGUGGAUCUUUGCUUUAAAUGUGUACUUUCAAUGUUUUGUUUUUUGUUAAAGUGUACAUAAAUUAUAAUAAAUUAUAACAUAAUAAUCAUGGGAAAUGUUUCGCUAAAACGUUAUUUUGAAGAUGGGACGUUACCUUACUAUGAUCAGCCACCAAAGAACCGAUAUGCUCGACGUCAAUCCGUAUGCGCUGAAGCUUAUAAUCCAGACGAGUCAGAUGAUGAUGAUGAACAAAUGGUCAUCCAUCCGAAAAGUGAUGCACAAAGAAAACGUCUUAAUGAGGCCGUAAAAAAUAUUUUAUUAUUCAAGAACUUAGAUGCAGAAGAACUUAACCAAGUAUUGGAUGCAAUGUUUGAGCGCAAAACCACACCAGGUGAACACAUCAUUGAUCAAGGUGAUGAUGGUGAUAAUUUUUACAUCAUCGACAGAGGAGUGUUCGAUAUUUACGUCAAGAUAGACGGGAACAACAAAAAGGUCGGUGCGUACAACAAUAAGGGAAGUUUUGGUGAAUUAGCUCUUAUGUACAACACUCCAAGAGCUGCAACAAUCGUGGCUUCAUCAGAAGGCAUUAUUUGGGCGUUGGAUCGUGUCAUUUUCAGAAAAAUAGUUCUAAAAGCUGCUUACAACAGGAGGAGGAUGCACGAAGGACUGUUAGAAAAAGUUCCUAUGCUGAAGCAUUUGAACGAGUUCGAGCGAAUGAAUGUCGCCGAUGCGUUAGAAACAAAAACCUUCGAAGAUGGAGAUCGCAUCAUAAAACAGGGUGAUGAAGCAGACUACAUGUACUUUAUCGAAAGGGGCGUAGCUGUUGUCAAAAUGACAAGUCCAAACACUGGUUCUAAAGAAGUUGAAAUUACUCAGUUGCAAGAGGGUGGUUAUUUUGGAGAACUUGCAUUAGUAACACACAAACCACGUGCAGCUUCAGUUUACGCAGUUGGUGCUGUCAGAUUAGCAGCUCUAGAUAUUUUGGCGUUUGAAAGGUUACUUGGUUCGUGUAUGGAAGUAAUGAAACGAAACUUUACAGAUUACGAAGAACAAUUAAAUAAACUUGGUUUAAGUAAUCGAGAUCUCAGGGGUAAAUGAGAUAACGAAACUUUACCAUGGUAGCAUAGUUUUUACUGUUCCUUUGAAUUACACUUGCUUAAAGAAGCGCUGAGUUGGGCCGUAUUUGUUCUGUUUUUUGGCAAGACAGUGGUUUCAAAUGUACGAAAAUUUAAAACCAAAAAUUGGACUAAAAUUUUGUUUUGUUAAAAUGGCGUCUUAUACUUGUAUAAAUGGCGCUCCUUAGUGUAUGGGCAGUUAAAACUAUACAAAGCCCCGUUGGAACAAUAUGUUGAUGUAUUCAUGUAAUGUUUACACCAAUGUUGUGCUGCUGUUUCGAUAUAAAACGAGGCUGAUUAGAAAGAGUUUAAUUUUUAGAAUGUUCACCUGUUUUUUGUUUUAUAUUUAUUGUUGAACUGUAUACAGCUAUGUUUUAUGGAUGUUUUAUUUCACGUUUACGGACCAUGUUUUGUGUCAGUAAAAUACUCGAAUUUACAAAGUUCUAUAAAGCUAUAUUAAAGUAAAAAUUUUAACAAAUUUUGAGGCAAAAACCAGCUUAUAUCUCGCGUGAUUUCAAAGCUUAUGACUUUUAAGACAAUAUGUGCAACCCGUUUGCUAAAAAAUGAAAGUGGAUAGAAAAUUUCGCGUUUUUGCGCAAAAGGGGUCCCACGAACUCUAAUCAACCGUAAAUUUUGAUUCGCAAAUUUUGAUUUGCUUUAUAAGCCGGGAUAUUAAAGUUUUUUUUGUUUAGUUCCCCUGUGCCUUCUUCUGUUCUACUGCAACAAGUAUGUUAUUCAGAAUAAUUGUGUAAAAUAUAUUCGCACAUAACUGGUCCAUAAAAAACCUGAUAGGUGCUUCAGUUCCAGCUCAAAUUUUGUGACUCGGUCGCUCCCAACUUAAGUUGUCGUCUAAAAAGGUUUUUAGUAAAAGUUAAAGCGUUGUAUAUAAAACUUCUAUGUAGAUAAUACAAUUUUUGUUCAUGGCUUGUAUUAGUUAAUGAAAACCAAGAAAAACCUCA